This is a messenger RNA of Cooperia oncophora, 675 nucleotides long. The record is from the annotation of a GenBank genome assembly. NCBI's taxonomy places the organism in Eukaryota, Metazoa, Nematoda, Chromadorea, Rhabditida, Trichostrongylidae.
AUGAGCGACGACAAGUAUAAUUUCCGAUUAGGUGCAAAAGAAGAGCAGCAGGAGAUCUUGGAUUAUUUAGUGAAGUACUUCAAGAAUGAAGAGCCACUGAACCGGGCAGCAGAUGUCCAACGAGGAAGCGAAUUCUCACGAUUGCUCGGAGCCAUUGUGGAUGGUUGUCCAUUCCAUAAGAGCCAUUUACCGACAGUAGUUCGAUUCGCCAAAAGUGGUGACGCUUUCCUCAACAACCUGGAACCAGUUGUGACCGCCGGAACUGGCGACAUUGUCGCUGUACUGCUGAAUUCCAUUUCCAACAGAACAGACGGAAAGCACGAACUCAAACUUGGAAAUCCUGAUCCUCGUGUUUCUGCCUUCGGAUGGAUUCUUAAUGAGCUGCACAACUCGUUCUUCGACCUUGUGCCAGAAGAGGUUAAGAAAGUUAUACAUAUGUAUGUGCCAACUAAUGAUUUUGGACAUGGGAGAAGAAAAUUCUCGCUCUGGUUUAGGGAAAUCCUAAGCGUAAGUACACCACAUCAACGUCAAGGAAUUGCUAGCAAGAUGAUGAACUUCAGCUAUCCACGAGAAAAACUCGAGAAACAUGAGAUAGAUGGAAUCAUGUCGGAGACGACCUCGCUUGCCAAUCAAACGCUGCAAGCAAAGCGUGGCUUCAAGACUCUCAAGUCGUGA